UCGCCGUUGCCCCGGCACCAUCAGAUCCCAACUGCCAGGAAGCUGGCGCCAUCAUGCCCAAGAAUAAAGGGAAAGGAGGUAAAAACAGGCGAAGAGGUAAGAAUGAGAAUGAAUCUGAAAAGAGAGAACUGGUCUUUAAAGAAGAUGGCCAAGAGUAUGCUCAGGUAAUCAAAAUGCUGGGAAAUGGACGAUUAGAAGCAAUGUGUUUUGAUGGUGUAAAGAGGUUAUGUCAUAUCAGAGGAAAACUGAGAAAAAAGGUUUGGAUAAAUACCUCAGACAUUAUAUUGGUUGGUCUGCGAGACUAUCAGGAUAACAAAGCUGAUGUAAUUUUAAAGUACAAUGCAGAUGAAGCUAGAAGUCUGAAGGCAUACGGCGAGCUUCCAGAACAUGCUAAAAUCAAUGAAACUGAUACAUUUGGUCCUGGAGAUGAUGAUGAAAUCCAGUUUGAUGACAUUGGAGAUGAUGAUGAAGACAUUGAUGAUAUCUAAAUUGAACUUAAAGUUUCAGAGUAUUUGUUCCAUAGUUUGGAUUUUGGCCAUCACCUGUCAAGAAGACUAAAACUUCAGGAUAACUGCAGUUUGCUAACACACACUGAUU
Myotis daubentonii (Daubenton's bat) is the source of this 597-nucleotide messenger RNA. RefSeq names its product eukaryotic translation initiation factor 1A, X-chromosomal. Gene Ontology annotation, biological process: translational initiation. The record is from RefSeq and is a predicted model, not a curated record. Lineage: Eukaryota; Metazoa; Chordata; Mammalia; Chiroptera; Vespertilionidae. Gene Ontology annotation, molecular function: RNA binding; translation initiation factor activity.